AUGUGUGGACCUUGCAACCCCGAGUCCAAUGGCCAGGCCAAUGGCACUAGCAACGGCAAUGGCUCUGCUGCUGCCACGGCAAAUCACGAGGGCUUCACCAGCGUCAGGUCGUCGCAUAACCCUCACCCCUCGCACAAGAGCCCCUACCAGCCCGUAGGCGACUUCUUGUCCAAUGUCAGCCGCUUCAAGAUUAUCGAGAGCACACUACGAGAAGGCGAGCAAUUUGCCAACGCCUACUUUGACACAGAGGCCAAGAUCAAGAUCGCACGAGCACUCGAUGAUUUUGACUCGACGCUGACCACUGGCUCCGUAGAUAUCGAGGUGACCAGUCCCGCUGCAUCCGAACAGUCAAGAAAGGACUGUGAAGCCAUUUGCAAGCUCGGACUCAAGGCCAAGAUUCUCACUCACGUACGAUGCCACAUGGACGAUGCCCGAAUCGCAGUCGAGACCGGUGUUGAUGGGCUCGAUGUCGUCAUUGGCACCUCGAGCUAUCUGCGCGAACACAGUCACGGCAAGGACAUGACCUACAUUAAGAACACGGCACUGGAGGUGAUUGAGUUUGUCAAGAGCAAGGGCAAGGAGAUUCGCUUCAGUUCCGAAGACUCGUUCCGAUCAGACCUCGUUGAUCUUCUGUCCAUCUACAGCGCGGUAGACAAGGUCGGUGUCGAUCGGGUCGGUAUUGCUGAUACGGUCGGCUGCGCAUCUCCUCGGCAAGUCUAUGAUCUGGUCAGGACUCUGCGUGGUGUCGUCUCUUGCGACAUCGAGACUCACUUCCACAAUGACUCGGGCUGCGCUAUUGCAAAUGCCUACUGUGCGUUGGAGGGAGGUGCGACGCAUAUCGACACCUCGGUGCUCGGUAUCGGCGAGCGCAACGGCAUCACACCCCUGGGUGGCUUGAUGGCCCGCAUGAUUGUUGCGGACCGCGACUACGUGCUAAGCAAGUACAACAUUAAAAAGCUCAAGGAGCUAGAAGACUUGGUCGCCGAUCUCGUCGAGGUCAAUAUUCCCUUCAACAACUACAUUACUGGAUUCUGCGCCUUCACCCACAAGGCCGGCAUUCACGCCAAGGCCAUCCUCAACAAUCCUUCGACGUACGAGAUUAUCAACCCCCAGGAUUUCGGCAUGUCCCGCUACGUACACUUUGCCAGCAGGCUUACAGGAUGGAACGCCAUCAAGAGUCGUGCGGAGCAGCUUGGCCUGCAGAUGACGGAUGCGCAAUACAAGGAGUGCACUGCCAAGAUCAAGGCCAUCGCCGACAUCCGCAAGAUUGCUCUGGAUGACACGGAUGCCAUCAUCAGCACUUACCACCACAACUUGCACGCCAAGGAGGAUGUUCCUCUUCUACCUGGCAUGACCGCAGAGGAGCAGAAGAAGUUUGACGAAGCCGAAAGGGAGCUCAACGGCGAGAAGGAGAAGAGGCAAUUGGACGCCAAGGCAGAUGCGGAUGCUGAGGUGCCUGCCAACAAGAAGACAAGGACUGCUGUUGUUGCAUAA
Plenodomus lingam JN3 is the source of this 1494-nucleotide messenger RNA. The record is from RefSeq and is a predicted model, not a curated record. Lineage: Eukaryota; Fungi; Ascomycota; Dothideomycetes; Pleosporales; Leptosphaeriaceae.